Rubroshorea leprosula is the source of this 1011-nucleotide messenger RNA. The record is from the annotation of a GenBank genome assembly. Lineage: Eukaryota; Viridiplantae; Streptophyta; Magnoliopsida; Malvales; Dipterocarpaceae.
ACAUUUUCAAGCAAAGAGCUUCACACCAAGAAAAUGGCAGACAUCCAUGAUCCCCAUUUUGCCGCUGUUUUUGGCCUUCUUGGUAAUAUUUUAUCAUUCUUUGUUUAUCUUGCUCCAUUGCCAACUUUCUGUAAGAUCUUCAAGAGAAAAUCAACAGAAGGGUUUCAAUCCAUACCAUAUUCAGUGGCAUUAUUCAGUGCCAUGUUGUUGCUUUACUAUGCCUUCCUCAAGACAAAUGCACUCAUGCUCAUUACAAUCAAUUCCAUUGGAUGUGUCAUUGAAUCCACAUACCUCAUUCUGUUCAUGAUAUAUGCAACCAGAAGCGCAAGGAUAUACACAACAAAGCUUCUGCUCCUCUUUAACCUUGGGACAAUUGGAUUGAUCAUCAUUCUAACAUUCAUAUUCUCCAAAGGAUCUCAAAGAAUUACAAUCGUAGGAUGGAUUUGUGCUGUAUUCUCCGUUUGUGUCUAUGCAGCUCCUCUUAGCAUCAUGAGACUGGUAAUAAUAAGAUCAAAGAGCGUCAAGUACAUGCCAUUUUCAUUGUCAUUCUUCUUGACAUUAUGUGCAAUAACAUGGUUCCUCUACGGCUUCUCUCUGAGAGAUUACUACAUAUCGACACCAAACAUCCUAGGAUUCAUGUUCGGAGUUACUCAGAUGAUAUUGUACACCAUCUACAGCCUUAGGAAGAAAGAAACUUCGCCGGAAACCAAGCCACAAGAGCAAACAACAAACAGUAUCCAGAUGAGCAGCAACGUGGAGCAGCCGCCACUGGAGAUGGCUGUAGUAAGCAUGGGGAUUGGGAACACACAAGUUGUGCCUGAUAGUGCUGAACUUAAUGUGUGACCUCUCUCUGAUGGUGCAUGGAACAUGAAAACCGAUUUUUAUUCGUUAUUUUUUAUUUUAAAAAUAUAGAGGGAAGCAGAAAAAUGCAUGAGAAGCAAAUAAUGUUUCGUGGGGAAAUUGUUUGAGUGGAAAUAAUUUUUAGGGAAGGAAUAAGAGAGUGCUUUACAA